AUGAAUCCUUCUCACGGUGGCGACGGGAAGCAGCGACCGGCGAUGUAUCCGGAAAUUGAUCAAUCCACCCCUGAUAAUCCUUUUGCUCAGAUGAAUCCUCACGCCGCUCCUUCCCCUCAUCCCUAUCCUACUCUCUCCUCGCACAAUAUCGGGCACAAUCUAUUCGCAGACCACGGAGAUGCAUCAUCCAACGACCAUUCACCGUCUGCUCCACCGCAGGCGACGGAGGAGGUUCUCAUCCGUGUCCCCGGCGCCAUUCUCAACCUUAUCGACAAAUCCUACAGCGUGGAGCUCGCGUGCGGCGAUCUGACCAUCGUUCGAAUCGUCCAGGGUCAGAACAUCGUCGCCGUUCUGGCCAACGUCGCGGAUGAGAUUCAAUGGCCGCUGAUUAAGACGGAGGUGGCGACGAAGGUUGAUGGAUCGCACUAUUUCUUCUCAGUCCAUCCGCCGAAGGAAAAGGGUCACGGAUCUGGGUCCGAUUCAGACGAUGAGAAACAGGGGAAAAAGAGUAAUCCGAAAUCGGAGGAUGAAAUUCUCAAUUACGGAUUGACCAUUGCUUCGAAAGGGCAAGAGAACGUAUUGCUUGUGCUCGAUCAGGUUUUACGAGACUAUUGCUGUUUCACGGAGCAGAGAAUGUCUCAAAUGGCGAAGGAGACGGGAGAGGAGGUGCUGGGAAACUCCAUGGCUGCAGCGACUUCGCCGGAGGAGCUUAAGGGUGAGAGAAAAGACAUUGUGGAGGGUCAAUGUGCGGCGUACUGGACCACACUCGCGCCUAACAUCGAGGACUACAGUAGCAAGACUGCCAAAAUGAUAGCUUCGGGGUCGGGUCAGGUGAUCAAGGGGAUACUUUGGUGUGGGGAUGUCACCGUGGAGAGACUCAAGAGGGGCAAUGAGGUCAUGAAGAACAGGCUGAGUCGUGCUGAGAAGGAGAAGAACGUGAGCCCCGAGACAUUGAGGAGAAUCAAGCGGGUUAAGAGAGUGACACAAAUGACGGAGAAAGUGGCGACUGGUGUUCUUUCCGGUGUUGUCAAAGUCUCGGGAUAUAUCACAGGUUCAGUGGCAAACUCAAAAGCUGGAAAAAAGUUUCUUGGCCUCCUGCCUGGAGAGAUUCUUCUCGCAUCCCUCGAUGGAUUUAGCAAGAUCUGUGAUGCUGUUGAGGUAGCUGGGAAAAACGUCAUGUCGACUUCAUCAACUGUCACAACAGAACUCGUUGAUCACAAGUAUGGCACGAAAGCAGCAGAGGCUACGAACGAAGGGCUAGACGCAGCAGGACAUGCUUUUGGAACCGCAUGGGUUGCUUUUAAGAUCCGAAAGGCAUUCAACCCCAAAAGUGUCUUAAAGCCUUCCGCAUUGGCCAAGUCUGCUGUUGCUGAUUUGAAGGCUAAGAAAGCCUCCAAGUAA
Microthlaspi erraticum is the source of this 1401-nucleotide messenger RNA. Lineage: Eukaryota; Viridiplantae; Streptophyta; Magnoliopsida; Brassicales; Brassicaceae. The record is from the annotation of a GenBank genome assembly.